This is a messenger RNA of Symbiodinium natans, 1773 nucleotides long. The record is from the annotation of a GenBank genome assembly. NCBI's taxonomy places the organism in Eukaryota, Dinophyceae, Suessiales, Symbiodiniaceae.
AUGAGCUGGAGCCGGGGUCGAGGGCAUGGAGGCAUGGGGGCCAUGCGAUGGAACGGGCGGAGCGGGCGCGAUGGAACGGGCGGAGCGGGCGGAGUGGCGGAGAGAGCGGCAAGACUAUGGGUCUUCACUAGCGAUCCCGCCGUUUCAGCGCUGCUCCUGCUCUACGAAACAAUGGCGAAAGGAGGUCAGCCCGACAUCUCUGAAAAAGCGUUGGCCGGUUGGCCAGCUUUUGCAGCAAUGUUUUCCUUGCUGCUCCGGCCGUGCGAGCAUCGAAAUGAUGCGGUGAAGUUCCUGGAGGUGAUGGCUUCAAGGCUCGCAGGCAUUGGAGAUGUGUUCGCGGCCCAUGUGUGUUAUCUCAUGACGGGCGAGAGAACUCUGGAAGCAGUAGAUGCACCAUCCAGCAUGGUAUGCAUACUGGGCGUGGAGCACCGCAGCCCGAAGAACUUCGCCCGCCUCCUCGAUCCGCUAGCGCUGCAGAUGUCCGAGGCAUAUGAGUAUGCCAUUCGAUGUGGAGAUGCAGACGCGCUGUGUCCAACGAUACAGCCCUUCAAGCUGGCUCAUGCCAUGCUGCUUGCUGACGUGGGCCUUGUCGACAAAGCUCGACGUUACAUGACGUUGCUGCAGGCUUUCGUCAAAGCGGUCCCGCAGAAUCGUCUCUCUGAUGCGUUCAGAUCGAGCAUGCGUGAGUUCCAUGAGGUGCUGAACCCGAACUUGACGGGCCAGGCAGCAGAUGCCCCAAGGGUCGGCAAGGUGUUCAAGGAUCUCGUCCGCAACUUUGCCGAGACAACGGGCUUGGCCGUCAAGCCGAUUGCGCCUCCAGCUUUGCCAGCAGAUGAGUCAGAGAGCAGCCUUGCGCCAGCUUCACAGCCUUUGCUGCAGCCUGGCGGCCCAACUUUCCCAUCCAAUUUUCCACCACCGCAGCCCUUCCAGCCAAUACCUGCCCAGGCGACACAAACGCCAGCACCACCCAUGCCCACUCCGCCCGUGCCCACGCCACAAGCAACCCAGUUUUCCGCGCCGCCUCAAGCUGCCCAAGCUGCCCCAGGCCCCUUCGCCACUCCGGCUUACCCAACACCGCCAAGCCCGAUGAACUCACACGGCUUUGGCGCUUCUCCUUUCCCUGCUGCGCCGCAGCAGCCGCAGCCGGGUCCUGGACAGGCGCCGAUGAACUCGCAGCCUUUCGCGAACGCCCCUUUUAGUGGAGCGGGAGAUGGCUUUGCUCCGGCAAGCCACUCGCAGCCUUUCAGCGGAAAUGCUCCCUUUGCGGGUACUGGCCACAUGGGGGAUGGCUUCGGGCCGCCGCCAGACGGCGGAAACAAUUCGCAGGACAGAUCGAAGCCACCGGAACGAAUGGACUACGCGGACACGCUUGAGAACGACCCCUUGAUCAACGCUGGCAAGGCAGUCCUCGGUUUUGGCAAGUCGCUCUUUUCGGCUGCCAUGAACAGAACGCAGGGUGACAACCGAAGUCCGGAGAAGGAAGAGAAGAAGGCACAGCUGGGUUUAAGCUUCUGCGUUUGCCUUUUCGUGGUUCUGAAAUCUGUGGUGUCAGGAGCAGGGCUUCUACUACGACAAGCAGAAAGGUCGGUGGAUGCAGCACGGUGUGGAGGCGACCUCGCGGUUGCUUGCGAUUUUCUUGCGAUUGCCUCAUCUCUGGUGGAAAGCACUGUUUACGCCGAGGAACACCAGCAGGAUGACAUAUCGCAGUACGACCCUCUGACGGGCAAAAAGUUGUUGCCGAAGGCCGCAGCCGCUUCGGAGCAAAAGCCGUGA